GUCGCUUCCUGGUACGACAGCGGCUGAAUGUGCAUCAAAUUUGAAGAAGAUUUACACAGUACAGACAGUGCAGGAUUUCUGGAGUGUCUACAACAACAUUCCUCCUGUGACAAAUUUGCCUCUGAGGUGUAGCUACCAUUUAAUGCGGGGAGAGAGGCGGCCGCUUUGGGAAGAGGAAAGCAAUGCCAAAGGAGGUAUAUGGAAAAUGAAGGUCCCUAAAGAAAGUACGGCUGCAGUUUGGAAAGAGCUCCUGUUAGCAACUAUUGGAGAGCAGUUUACAGAUUGUUGUGCAGCAGAUGAUGAAGUAAUCGGGGUAAGCGUCAGUGUUCGUGACCGCGAAGAUGUUGUGCAAGUCUGGAACCUGAAUGCCUCCUCAGCAAGUGAAGCAAAAGUUUUAGACAAGAUACAUAAACUUCUGCCACACACAGCCUUUAAAGUGGUGUUUUAUAAAUCACACAGAGAGCAUCAUGCUUUUGAAGGCCGACGGGGAAAACAUUAA
Molecule: messenger RNA, 499 nt
Organism: Apaloderma vittatum (bar-tailed trogon)
Lineage: Eukaryota; Metazoa; Chordata; Aves; Trogoniformes; Trogonidae
Gene: EIF4E3
Product: eukaryotic translation initiation factor 4E family member 3
Exons: 6
Biological process (GO): translational initiation
Cellular component (GO): eukaryotic translation initiation factor 4F complex
Molecular function (GO): translation initiation factor activity; RNA 7-methylguanosine cap binding
Source: RefSeq, a predicted model, not a curated record